This is a messenger RNA of Macrobrachium nipponense, 474 nucleotides long. RefSeq lists its product as uncharacterized. Lineage: Eukaryota; Metazoa; Arthropoda; Malacostraca; Decapoda; Palaemonidae. Gene Ontology annotation, biological process: chromatin remodeling. The coding region runs from base 1 to 474 and encodes 157 amino acids. Gene Ontology annotation, cellular component: nucleus. The transcript is spliced from 2 exons. The record is from RefSeq and is a predicted model, not a curated record.
AUGGAUGGAAUAAUGCAAGAACUGGAAGAACAGGAGAGGGUGAUAGCCGGGGUAGAUUUGAAUGGCCAUGUCGGAAGUGAAAAUGAGGCGAUUGGUCGGGUGCAUGGGGCCAAUGGAAUUGGGGAGAGAAACCCAGAAGGAGAGAGUGUAGUGGACUUUGCUGUGUCAUUCGACAUGGCAAUAGGACAGUCAAGGUGGGACAGGGAACCGGACUCUUGGAUAGAAGGCAGUGGUAGAUUAGAAGUUAGGAUUAGGUUUGAGAUAAGGGGGAACUGGAGGAACAGUUACAGAGAUACAGGAGGAAUUCGGUUCUACCGGGAACGGGAAGUGCAGUUAGUGAGAGAGAAUGAGAAGUUGAAAAGUGAGAAUAAGGAGAUGCGAAAGGAGUUGAGGGAGUUAAAGGGAGUUGUGGAGAAAGUGGAAGAGAAUGUAGAGCUGAAAAUGAGAGAGAAUGAAGAGCGAAUGGAGGAGUGA